Messenger RNA from Rattus rattus (black rat), 661 nucleotides. RefSeq names its product trafficking protein particle complex subunit 4-like. Gene Ontology annotation, cellular component: TRAPP complex. The record is from RefSeq and is a predicted model, not a curated record. The transcript is spliced from 2 exons. Gene Ontology annotation, biological process: endoplasmic reticulum to Golgi vesicle-mediated transport. Lineage: Eukaryota; Metazoa; Chordata; Mammalia; Rodentia; Muridae. Bases 68 to 409 code for a protein of 113 amino acids.
UCUCUGAUCCUUAGCCACUCUUCUGUAGUGGGCCAAGCAGUAUUAGCCAUCAAUGGCAUGGAUGUAAAUGGCAAGUACACGGCGGACAGGAAAGAAGUGCUGGAGUAUCUGGGUAAUUCUGCAAAUUACCCGGUUUCCAUUCGAUUUGGUCGGCCCUGCCUUACCUCCAAUGAGAAGCUUAUGCUGGCCUCUAUGUUCCACUCGGAUCAAGUUUGUGGUCCUGGCAGAUCCUAGGCAAGCUGGAAUAGAUUCUCUUCUCCGAAAUAUUUAUGAAAUUUACUCAGACUUUGCCCUCAAGAAUCCAUUCUACUCCUUGGAAAUGCCUAUCAGAUGUGAGCUAUUUGACCAAAACCUGAAGCUAGCUCUUGAGGUGGCGAAGAAGGCUGGCACUUUUGGACCUGGGUCAUAGGAUGAACUUGGAAUGGACCCCUAAGUUCUGAGACAUGCUCCAGGGCUUUGCUGUUUCUACUCCAGUGAGGAUUCCUGCAGCGGCCUUGCUAAUAUACUUGAAAAUGGUAGAACACUGAGCCUGGAGAUGGGGACAGAUCCUGGCUCGAAUGCUGUGUCCUCUGCCCCUCUGUAUAUAUCACAGUCCUAUGUCCUACUCUGUACAGGUUUAUUUAUGGAGGGAGCUAGCUUAGCAGUGCUGUAAUAAACAUUC